Messenger RNA from Epithele typhae, 537 nucleotides. RefSeq names its product MSF1-domain-containing protein. NCBI's taxonomy places the organism in Eukaryota, Fungi, Basidiomycota, Agaricomycetes, Polyporales, Epitheliaceae. The transcript has 3 exons. Gene Ontology annotation, molecular function: phosphatidic acid transfer activity. Gene Ontology annotation, biological process: phospholipid transport. Gene Ontology annotation, cellular component: mitochondrial intermembrane space. The record is from RefSeq and is a predicted model, not a curated record. The coding region runs from base 1 to 537 and encodes 178 amino acids.
AUGCACUACUUCUCGCAGCUCUUCAACUACGAUCACCCGUGGUCGCACGUCGUCAUUGGCAUCUGGCACAAGUAUCCGAAUCAACACUGCAGCCAUGUGCUCAGCAUAGACGUCGUCGACCGCUCCGUCAACCCACAAACGGGCAUUAUCCGCACGGAACGGAUAAUGGGCUGCAAGCAAAAGACACCAACUUGGAUUGUGAAGUUCUUCGGCGGCUCCGAAGACGCGUUCGUGCGGGAAGUCUCAUUCAUCGACCCCGCAACGCAAACAGCGACGAUCACGUCCGUCAACCUCUCGCUCUCGCAAUUCGCGACGUGCAACGAAAGCAUCCGCUAUCAGCCCGCGCCAGGGAACAAGACUGCGUUCGUUCAGACGGCUGAGAUCCAGGCCCGGAUGGCGCUCUGGCGGUCUGCAGCGGACAGGCUGGAGAACUGGCUCGUGCAACGGUUCGAGCAGAACGCACAGCUGGGCAAGGCCGGCUUCUCGGACGUCCUCCGCCAGCUUUGGGAGCCUCGAGGGGAGCAGCGGCAGGCAUAG